Rotaria sp. Silwood2 is the source of this 780-nucleotide messenger RNA. The record is from the annotation of a GenBank genome assembly. NCBI's taxonomy places the organism in Eukaryota, Metazoa, Rotifera, Eurotatoria, Philodinida, Philodinidae.
AUGGUUGAUACUGGCGCUACACAUACUCUAAUUGCUCGUUCUGCUCUCGAAACCUUUUCACAUCCUCCUAUAAAUAAAUCUUUUACAACCACUGCUGUACUCGGUGAUGCUUCCACCACAAUAAUUGUUCAUGGUUUUGUUCGUCUGUGCAUCUACGUUAAUUGCGUUCCUACAUAUGCUUCUGUAUUCGUUGUCAAUUCUUUAGGUGUUGCUUUUAUUCUUGGAAUGGAUUGGUGCCUUAACAAUGGUGUUCUGUUACAUCUUCGUGAACAACAACUUAUUGUUCGCCAUCCUGUGUAUGGGCACACCAUUGUUCAUUUUUUGGAUUCUGUUUCUAUUCCGAUUCGUCUUGCUCAAUCAAUUCAGCUUGCUCCUUGUCAUGAACAUAUCGUACGUACAUUUAUACCUUUAUCAUUUGCUUCUUGUGUUUCUUAUACUCCUGACAGAAUUUUAUGUCGCAGAAAGAAAAUUUGUAUUCCGGACGCUCUUUUAAAAAUAACUCGUUUUCACUCUUAUAUAUUAAUUCAUAAUGCUGCUAAUACACCUUGUACCCUACGUAAAGAUACAAUUGUUGGUACUAUUGAUUUUUUUAACAAUUUCCCUACCCCAAUAAAUGUUACCACCUUUCCUUCCUCUCUAUGCCUAUCCUCUUCUCAUUUACCCUUGAUAUCAUUAUCUUCGAUUCAACCAACUUCUGUCAACCAAAUAUCUACUCUCGAUUCGAUUCUUUGCGCUUUGGUUAAUCAUAUCAUUGAUGAAGAGGAACAGAACGAUUGUCUU